CGCCCCCGCGCUCCACCGCCCGCCGUCCGCGCCAGCCGAGAAAGACAGGACGGACGCCCAUGUGAGAAUGGCUGUGACUUUGGAAGAAGCUCCGUGGCUGGGCUGGAUCUUGGUGAAAGCCCUAUUGAGGUUUGCCUUCAUGGUCGCCAACAACCUGGUUGCUCUUUUAUCCUACCUCUGCUAUGUAAUUGUACUUCAGCCCCUUCGACUGCUGGACAGUAAGCGGUUCUGGUAUAUUGAAGGAUUCAUGUAUAAAUGGCUUUUAGGAAUGGUGGCUUCUUGGGGAUGGUAUGCUGGAUAUACAGUGAUGGAAUGGGGGGAUGAUAUUAAAGCGGUUUCCAAAGAUGAAGCAGUAAUGUUGGUGAAUCAUCAGGCAACAGGAGAUGUAUGCACUCUGAUGAUGUGCCUCCAAGACAAAGGACUGGUUGUUGCUCAAAUGAUGUGGUUGAUGGACCAUAUUUUUAAGUAUACAAACUUUGGAAUUGUUUCUCUGAUUCAUGGAGACUUCUUUAUAAGACAGGGAAAAUCACAUCGUGACCAGCAGCUGCUUCUUCUCAAAAAGCACCUAGAAAAUAACUAUAGGAGCAGAGAUCGAAAGUGGAUUGUUUUGUUUCCAGAAGGGGGCUUCCUCAGGAAGAGGCGAGAAACAAGUCAAGCAUUUGCCAAGAAAAAUAACUUGCCAUUUCUUACACAUGUCACUCUGCCAAGGAUCGGGGCAACAAACAUUAUUUUGAGUGCACUUGUAGCACGACAGGAAAAUGGAAGUCCAUCAGAAGGAGAUGCUAAAGAAUUAGAGAGCAAGUCAAAAGGCCUCCAGUGGAUAAUAGAUACAACUAUAGCUUAUCCCAAAGCUGAACCCAUAGAUAUUCAAACCUGGAUCCUUGGAUACAGGAAACCAACAGUCACACAUGUACAUUACAGGAUCUUUCCAAUUAAAGAUGUACCCCUGGAGACUGAUGGCCUCUCUGACUGGCUCUAUCAACGUUUUAUUGAAAAAGAGGAACUCUUAUCACAUUUUUAUGAAACAGGGGCUUUUCCACCUCCCAAGGGCCAUAAGGAAGCUGUUUCCAGGGAGAUGACCCUCAGCAAUAUGUGGAUAUUUCUCAUACAGUCCUUUGCAUUUUUGUCAGGCUAUAUGUGGUAUAAGAUCAUUCAGUAUUUUUACCAUUGCCUGUUUUAGGAAUUGACUGGGACUUGUCAAGGUCACCAGAGGAGUUCAGACUUUCAUAAGUGUGCAUUAUUUUACAUGUGCAAAUCAGAAUAUAAAAAAAAAAAGCAAAGGAAAUUCAAUGGAUGGAUUAAUAUUUAUCCCCCUUCGGGAUAUUUUAAAACUCUACUAAAAUGAGGAUCAGUAAUAUAAUGACCUGCUAAUAUGUUUUAAGGACUUUUCAUGUUUUCAAAAGAUACACUCUACCACACACUUAAACGAACAUCCCACUCGGAGAAGAGGAAAUCAUAAAACCAUCCUAGAAGACUAUCUGAGAGAAAUGCUGUUGCCACUAGAUGUACUUGGUAAUCUAGUUCAAGCUCAGAAAGUUGUGUCCGUUCCUCUUAGCUCGUAGUGUCUGUUAGGGCAGUGCUGCAGAGCACCGUCAUUUCCACCGACCCUAGCCGUGUCCCCAGGAGCGUCGAGGCAGGGGAGCCAUUGGCACCCUCUGAAGAGUUGUUCCCCAGGGGUUUGCAGUGGCACUCCAGUGUCAGGCAUUCGCAUGGGGGGAAAGCAGGGCCCACUGGACACAUUCUGGUACUAGAAUGUGUUUCUAAAAAAGGCUAGCUCAGUCCAAUAUCGUGUUUACAGGCGCUAGUGCUUUCCCUUGUAUGAGGGGGUCACUUGAUUUCUCUUUUUGUACAGAAGGCAUAUCAUAGAUUGAUAAUUGUCUUUUACAAAAUGCACUUUUAUCAGAUGCAUAUAUAGCAGAGGAUUAGUAAUAUAGCCUGAAAACAAACGUAAGCCUAAUCCGUGAGUGGAAUUCUCGAGAGGCUGUGUUGUCUCUGCACGUGUACCUGGACCCUGACGCUCUGGAGAGGCUUCCGUCCAGCUCCGAGGCUUUUGUCUCCCGUUUUGGGGUAUUAGCACCAAGUUUGCUCGGGGGCAGCUGAAACCAACGUUGUAAAGCAUUUAAAUGAUCCAUUUGAGGUGAAAAGGGGGUUCGAUCAGAAAAAUAGGAGCUAGAGCCAGACACGGGCUCAAAAUGGUGACAAGCUGUCACACGGCACCCCUGAACCUAUACUCUGUCGUCACGUCACGUUGCUGCCCAUGUCAGGGUGGUGUGACCAGGAUUCAGACCAGCACAAAAGGCUUCCCCUGUCUCUUCCAGUUGCUUUUAAGGAGAAUAAAGUCAAGUGUCUAUUUCUAGAGAAGAUUUUUUUCCUACUAUGUUCAUGUGAUUUAUACCUCAUAGUAGAACCAGACUCUUCCCACAAAGUGCUGGGACUGCAUCGACUCUUCCCGUGCAUUCCCAGUGUUGAGACAGAGCGUGUGUUUUAGUUUGGGACUGUAGGACUAUUAAGAUCUGAGUAAGUCAGUGGUAGUUUUCUGUGAUACGAGCAUUGUAGAUUCCCGUGUUGUCGCUAAUCAUUCAAAUGGCAAUUUUGAGAAGUAGGCCAGAAAAUAAAAAUAAAGGCUAAUGUUUUCUAUUUUUAAAUAAACCAAAAAAGGAAACUGAAAAGAUGUGAAUUUUCUCCCAGUUAUGUGGGAAGGUAAAGCAACACCAAAUAAAAGUCCACAGCAGCUUCAUCUUUAGGUUAAUUCCGUGCAUAUAUGAAAGAGAAUAAUGUGUUAAUGAAAUACCUCAUUGCAUAUUAUGCCACUACUGGUAAAAUGCAGAAGACGGUGUUAAUGUGUUUGCUUUGGUAGUGCUUGUGAUCAGAUGCGAUUUUUUUUUUUUUUUUUGAAAUCCAGGCAUUUUAUUGUGUGCUUUACAGUGACAGUGAGUAGGUGAAAUCAAUCUCAAUUAAGAGGCAUGGAUGACAAUAGGAAGCCAAAGAGAAGCUUAAUGAUGCUUCUGUUUGAGGCCCAGCAAACACUGCUAGAUUACAGGAUGAAUUGAAAUUGUUCAUUUGAGAGAUUAGUCAGCCAUCUGGGGGAUAAGUUGCUCACUGUCAGGGAUGGCAUGCACAGUCCUAGCUAAACAGACCUUUUCCUCAUUGCUAAAGCAAGCCACAGGGAGGAGUGGCCAGUUCUCCUACCAGAAAAAAAAAAAAAAAAAGAGAGAGAGAGAGAAAUGCAUACGUGCAUACAUAGAUGCAAUUUAGAGCCACUAUCGCCAUCACUGUGCUCCAAAGGAACGUGAUACUGUUAAUAUACUGUACACAUUAAACCAACUAUUCUAUAAGAUGCUUUACUUUUCAAGCACAGAGUCAUUUCAACAGACUCUAGAGUGACAAAUACCAAUAGAUACGUGAGUUCAUUUUGAAAAUAGACCUGUGGGUUGUAAAUAGAUCCGUAGUUGAUCUGUGUAUCCCUCUUUGAUUGCUUAUCAAUGUGUUCUCUUUCUUCUGUUUGCAAAAUACGUUCAUUUGAGAGCAUCGAUAGUGCUCUCCUUACCAGUAACUGGAGUUCUCCUGCUCGCACUAGGGAAUGCGAAGAGAGAAUCAGUGUUCUUAUAUGGCAAAUCAGGGAAGCGGCAAUACGCCACUGUACAGAACUGAAUAAAAAUUCCCAGUUUGUACUUUCUGCGCAAAGUGAGGUGAAAGGUUUAGAGACUGUAUGUUUUGUUAAGGGGGAAAAAAUUAAACUGUGCCAGUUUUAUACCGGUAGCUUGUAGAAUCUCAGCACUUCUUGAUCUCAGUUGAUCUGACUAGAUUCCUGUGGCAGAGAGGGUUGAGAACUCCCUACUGGAUCCUGGUCUCAACAAGUCACAGCAGUGGAGCACCUGCUUGGCCAUGGGCCAAGAGCAGGUGCAGUGAAUACAGAAGUGACCACACUGGCAGUUCACUCUUAACUUCAGAAACCAUUAUUGGUGUUGAAAUGUACAGAUACGAUGGAGAAAGCUAUGCACCAGUGGAAGGUAAAGAAAAACUAUAGAAUGGAAAAUGAUGUUUUGGGGUGGGCAAAUAAGUUGAGAAUCUAAAUAGAUUUUUUAAAGAUAGCUCUGAGUUCAGAUCUGUCAUAAUAUUAAGUAGUUUUUAAUAUUACAAUCAACUGUUAAUUUCCCACUAUAAAGGAACUAGAGGUUACUGGAUAAUUAAUCCAAUAAUAUGUCAUAGUUAGCCAAAAAUCUAGUGUGUAUUUACGAGUUUGAGUUUUUUUCUCAUCAAACUUUUUUUUUCUUCUGGGGAUGCUUGUUAAUGAAAAAAAAAGAUUUCAGUUGUUUAUUAGUUUCUCUCAUUUAUUUGUGACUGUGUUAAUGAGUAGCGAAAAGAUUUGGGAAGACCGCUGCAAAAAGAGGGAACACAAAAGCCUAAGUAAUCCAUGGGCUAGAAAAGGAAUCCCUGAAUAAUCAGGAGUUGGCAGUAUUGCGAUUAUACUCAAGCCUUUUAUGAAAAUGAAAUGUUAAAUCACCCAAUGUAAACCUCACAUCAUCCUAGUGUUAAUAUCGUUCGCAUUGAUGUUAAGAAUGCCUCUUCAUUCUUUGCUCAUGUUAUUCACUUCUUGUGGAUUUGUCUUUAGUAAUGUUUUUGACAAUCACUUCCCUAAAGACUCUUCUGAACUAGCAGGACCUGGUUAUAAUCAUAGAAAGUAGUCUUUAAUCAUGGACAGUCUUAUUGGAUUCUUUUUAUAUUUAAGAAAAUUUUAUUUGCGCUGCUGACUAGGAAGAGUUCGUCAUUUUCUUCAUUACAAAGGACUUCACUCCAGAGUUACCAUUACGAGCAGGUCCCCUUGGGUCCAUAAAGAUGAAUAAAAAUGGUUAGUCUCAUUUUUUGCCAUGGACUGCUGUGAACCUUACGUCUGUUAAUGUGAAAGGCAAAGUCAAAAGCGGCACUGGGCAGCAGGUAUACUGGUUUAUUUUAUGAGGGGGUGGAGUCUAAUACGUUUGGGACCAAAACCACCUAAAUUGGACAUUUCUAGAUCACAAAGGGGCCGGGUGUCCUCUGGAGCGGUCACUGGUUGGUGCUUUAUUGCAAUCAUUUUGCAUUGAUCCUCAACAAUUAGGAACCGGACCCUGGGAAUAAGCUGAGGGUGCUGAACUGUUGGGGAGGGUGACUGUAGCCAUAUGGAAGAAAAAUAUUGGUUUUUCUGCAGAAUUUCCAUUUGAGGAUUUUUACAUUUAAUACUUUUUAGAACAGUUGAAAGAGUGAAAAGUUUUUAAGUGUAUUCUGGUUGCAAAGUGUGCACACAUAUUUCAAAUGGCUUUAUUUUUAUUGUGUAGAACUGUUGAACACAUGACUGAGGCACAAGUUCUUUCCACGGGAGGAGUCUGCAUUUUACAGUAACUUCUGUGGUGACUGGGUAAUGACACAGUUGUACAUUGACCUGCCAUUGUUACAUUAAGUGCUUUCAUUUUCGUCACAGUUAUUGCAAAGUCAUAUUUAUUUUAUACAGGUGGAUUUUAGUUUUCCUGAUGCCAUAUGUUUACUUCUGCUUGUUGACCUGUUUUUCUUUCUUCAUGUAUCUGCAUGUUGUAAUGUAUUAUAAGAAUGAAUGUAAAGGCUGUGGCAACUGUAAUUAAUUUUUGUAAAGGGCUGGUCACACGUGGAUCUGGGUUAUGAGUGCAUACGGGAUUAUUUUAGUAACCAGAUCACCUUUUGAGAAAUUUAGAUGUGAACACCAAAAGAAACAUUUUCUCGACAACAACAACAACAAAAAUGAAUAGCUGGUUCUAUUUUUUUUUAACCUAGAAAAAUAAAGUUGAUUUUUUUCAAGUAAAGUGCUUUUACUUCUUAGUGGUGGGGAUGGGGUGUUUGUGUGUUUCUGGAGAUGCUUUGGCAUUAACAUCUGUGGACAUGUACUUAGAGCACAUCAUGGCAGCUGGAUGCUGAGGGCAAACCGAAAAACCAAAUGAAAAACGGUGUACUUCCUUCUUUGGUUUUAACCUGUUUCCUCCACUCCUUCCCCAUUUUUCCCCAUGGUAUGGUGGAGAUACUGGUAUAUUGUUGGUAUCUUGGUAACUGUUCACCAGUCCGCUCUCCUGGAAAAAAAAAAUGAUGCAUGUAAAGUAUACAUACAUUUGCUAUAAAUUUUCCUGAUAGCAAGGACAUAUAACACAAUUAACAGAAAAUAAUAAAAUAUACUUUAUUGUCAGCUCCAUAUGGCCAAGUGAUUCUCCCAGGAUGCUUUAACUGAUUUUGCCGAACUCUUGUAGCCUACCUAUGAUUUGAAAAAUGGAAUAACAUCCUAAUUCACCUACUUCUCAAAUUGAUUGUCACUCAAUCUGAUAUGUGAUCUGUGAAACUAUUUCUUACCCUUGUACAAAUUUCACUCGUUAGGUGAACCACUUUGAGCUCCAGCACCAAUUAUAGGCUUAUAUAAUUUUAAUAACAGCUGUUUAACAACUGCUGGCAAAACACUAAAAUCUAACAAUCGGCUGUAGCGGCAGGAGCCGGCAGGAGCUGUCUGCAGCAUACCACUGGCCUGUCUUUCGGUUUAACUGUUAGUAUUGAAUAAACUCCUCACAGUUGAGCUACUCACUGCUCUAAGGAAAUUCCUAUCACUGACCCUUGCAGGGGCUUUAAAAGGUGGAGAAGCAUUAACAUCAGUCCUACAGAGCAUGCUUUUGAUUGGAAGAAUUUGACAAAUGCAAACUUUUUCCUGAAGUGCAUGGGAAGCUUGCAUUUUUCAAAAGCUGGUUCUAUGCUUUCCAGUCUCAAAGCUAAGUAGACCGAUAGAAAUCUCUCUUAGAUUUUGUUUUUAACCUUCAAAACCUUUAUUGUUCAGGUGUUUGUUUGUAGAAUAUGUUUGAUCCCACUGAAAACAAUUUAAAUGUAUUAAAAAAUAUACAAUCUACCAAAUAAGUUAAAAUGUUGCAGUUCAGUCUACCUCUUCUUCUGUUUGGAUUCAGGCUGCUGUUUUGAGUUGAGGUUGCAUUUUUUCCCCCUAGAAGUUGCUUCUGUCCAAGAUGAAGAACAAAUUGGGGGCAGAAGACUGAAAGCAGAUUUGAAGCACUCAGAGAUUGCUGACCAGCCCUAUUUCUCAUGAGUUUUGGGGGGGGGGGGGGCGGCAGAGGGGAAGAAGCCAUUGUUUUAAAUUUCCACUUAAUAUGAAAAUGUUUGUUUUUAAAAUGUUUCUUCCUGCUGGAAAAAAUGUAUUUUUAAAAGGAAAAACAUCCUCUUUUGGCUAUAAGAAAAAGUCAGCUGUAUGAGCAGGUGUGACCGUAUCAUAACAUGCUGAUAUAUAAAUCAAUAAAUUUUUACCUCUCA
Lynx canadensis (Canada lynx) is the source of this 7299-nucleotide messenger RNA. It is a transcript of the gene LPGAT1, whose product is annotated as lysophosphatidylglycerol acyltransferase 1. Gene Ontology annotation, molecular function: acyltransferase activity. Gene Ontology annotation, cellular component: endomembrane system. The transcript is spliced from 8 exons. The record is from RefSeq and is a predicted model, not a curated record. NCBI's taxonomy places the organism in Eukaryota, Metazoa, Chordata, Mammalia, Carnivora, Felidae. Bases 68 to 1180 code for a protein of 370 amino acids.